This is a messenger RNA of Wickerhamiella sorbophila, 1686 nucleotides long. Its product is annotated as GATA type zinc finger protein asd-4. The record is from RefSeq and is a predicted model, not a curated record. The transcript has a single exon. Gene Ontology annotation, biological process: negative regulation of transcription by RNA polymerase II; positive regulation of transcription by RNA polymerase II. Gene Ontology annotation, molecular function: DNA-binding transcription factor activity, RNA polymerase II-specific; RNA polymerase II cis-regulatory region sequence-specific DNA binding; zinc ion binding. The coding region runs from base 1 to 1686 and encodes 561 amino acids. NCBI's taxonomy places the organism in Eukaryota, Fungi, Ascomycota, Dipodascomycetes, Dipodascales, Trichomonascaceae.
AUGGAGUGUCCUACCGUGCCUGCGUUGGUACCUGUAGCAAUGGCUGGUGGUAUAGAACACGAAGCUUCUAUUCAGGAACGCGCUAUUCCUGUGCAUUCUCUGGCUGCUCCAAGCCACCCAGCCCCUGCCCCUAUCAAGCUAGAGGGGCAAAUGCAUCCACAAGGGCCUGGUGCGUACAGUGAGCAGGAGUUGCUAGCUACGCCGGCUCAGCCAGGUCAAGCACCUAUUCAGCAGGCUCAGGCUCAGCACGUUCAGCACGUUCAGCAGAAUCAGCCGACUCAGCCAACUCAGUCCGCUCAACCAACUCAGUCCGCUCAGUCCGCUCAGCCAGCUCAGCCAGCAGUACAGCCGGUUCAACCACCAGCCGUCCAGCCAUCAGCAGUUCGACCUAUUCAAGCUGAACCCCAGCCAAACCAGAUCGAUCAGCCCGCCGAGCCUGUUCAGCCAGUGCAUCCUGUUCAGCCAGAAGCAAAUUCAGCGUCUCCAAAAUCAACUGAAGAUGAGUCGAAAUCAGCUUCUCCAAACAGCUCAGACAAAGAGGAUCUGCGCCACGAACUGCUUCGCCCGACUCAAACCAUGUGCUUGAACUGUAUGACCACAAACACUCCCCUUUGGCGGCGCGACGAGAAUGGCAAAAUCUUGUGCAAUGCCUGUGGUCUAUUUUUGAAACUCCAUGGCCGGCGUCGUCCUAUUUCGUUAAAGACAGAUGUUAUUAAAUCCCGGAAUCGCAGUCGAAACACUGGCCCCUCUCGCCGGUUCAGUCGGAAACAGGCAAGAUCUCAACAGCCAGACUCUCUUAGACAGUUCCCGGGUAACCAGAUGCCUACGCCGCUUGUUCCCGCUCCCACAGGUGGUCAGCAGGCUUCAGUACAGACUCAGACACCCCGAAGCCAACCCCAAGCUCCCCAACAGCACGCGCAGGCAGCCCUGGUGGCUCCCCAGGCGGUUGGCCAAACACAGCUUCCCCCUGUCACACAAGUGAGUGCGCAGGCGCAGUCCCAAGUGCAGGCAAACCAGGUAGCUGCUCAAAAUGCGCAGCUUUUAAGGCAAAUGCGUCAACAAAUGCACCCACUCCAUAUGGGGCCUCCAGUUGCCGCCGGUCUCAGCCCUGCCUUGACGGCAUACAAUUUUUAUCCGACCGGAACUCCAAUUUUGGGUGCCCAGCAAGGUCUUCAGCCGAUUGGCACCAUGCAGCAGUCAAUGAGCCCGCAUUUUGGACCUCUUCAAGGCCGUCCCAGCUCUCCUCCUGAUUUUCGCCUGGUGCGUGGUCAUAUGAGCGAGCAGCUGCUGCCCCGCUCACCGCCCGAUCGUAUCGCACCUUUAAAUCAGGUUCAUGCGACUGAGAUCCAGCACACGGCCAAGCCGGCUAACAAUACCCAAGAGCUGCAGACCAAGGUGUCAGAGCUCGAGGUUAUCAACGACCUUUUGCGACGCAGGAUCGCUGAUCUGGAGUUUGCAGAGUCCAAGGCACGCAAAGAAGCUGCCGAGGCUAGAGCUCGCUUCGAGGAGCUGCAGAGCCUCAUCCGCCAAGCUCCUACUCCUGCCGAGCCGGUAGUUUCGACCCCAGAUCUCCCUGCGGUUCCCUCUGCCGCCAAACUAACCAACGGCGCGGUGGCCGUCGCCCACUCUGCUCCCGAGCUGGAGACCAAAGAAGUGAAGCGAAUCCGUGUUGGCGAGCUUGUGUGA